Molecule: messenger RNA, 477 nt
Organism: Pollicipes pollicipes
Lineage: Eukaryota; Metazoa; Arthropoda; Thecostraca; Pollicipedomorpha; Pollicipedidae
Exons: 1
Coding region: 1-477 (158 amino acids)
Source: RefSeq, a predicted model, not a curated record
AUGCGCCUGCAGGGCUGCUGCGGCUGCUUCAACCUGCGGAACGGCACCGUCGCCAUCGGUGCCACACUUCUAACGCUCUACUGCAUGUCCUUCGUCUUCUUCGUCACCAGUGUCGCCUACCCUGCAACGAUGAUACAUGAGUGGCACGAGACGGACGACGAACGAGCGCUGAUGAUCGUCAGCGUGGUGAACUUGAGCGUGUUCGCCUCCCACUUGCUCUUCAACAGCCUCCUGGUGUAUGGCGCUUUCAAGGGACGACGCGGCAUGGUGUUGGCGUGGUUGGUCUACCACGGGAUCUUCACAAGUCUGCACGGCGUAGCCGUCGCCGCAGGCCUCGUGUACAUCUGCGUGAUGGGCCUCUGGCUGUACCUCAUCGUCGUCAGCGGCUGCGCAGCGUUGCUGGCGACGUUCUGGUACUGGUUCGCCGUCGUCCUCAGCUUCUUCUGGACAAUGCCCAGGCGCGACUGGUACUCGUAG